This is a messenger RNA of Suillus clintonianus, 905 nucleotides long. RefSeq lists its product as uncharacterized. The record is from RefSeq and is a predicted model, not a curated record. Lineage: Eukaryota; Fungi; Basidiomycota; Agaricomycetes; Boletales; Suillaceae. The coding region runs from base 196 to 447 and encodes 83 amino acids. The transcript has a single exon.
ACCAAGACUUGCCGAGCGUGCACCCAGACUUUGUCACAGACGCAGACUUAGAGUCUGCGCAGACCUGCACCCAGACCGGCCGUAACUUACACAUUCACCCGCUGGCAGACUUUCUCGGGGCCCGAAACGACGACGUUAUUAUUCAAGCACCACUGCGCAUUGGCUUCAGCAGGCCAUGAACGCCUCGCGCUUACUAUGUAUCCGAAAGGCCAUGUGGGAUCUCCCGUGUCCCUCCUUGUCGUUCUAGUCGUGUCAAAUUGGGGAGGACGAGAAGCUCAGCUAGAGGUGUCGAUGAAGCUUGAGCUUCCCGAGCUUGAACUCGGGGCACAUGUUACACCGGACUCGCAACGAGAGGCAUUCUACGACGAAGAGCAUCUACGAGAAGCUGGAGGAAUUUCGCGCACAGACAGUGUAUCAAUGAGCAACGGGUGGCAGCCACCGACUUAGCACGUGUCACGCCACCCACCAGUGAAUUCGCGAGGUCCAUCGAGCAAAAAUGGGAGGGCAUCUCGCCAAGCUUUGAUCAAUUCGUGACACCUCAAGGGCCUCGCAUUUGGCAAUUCCACGAGGCCCCAGACAUCAAUGAGCAUAUUCGCGUGAAUACCAACAUCCAUGAUGUACCUUUAUGUGCCCAAAUGCCAGCCAUGCCAUGAAAUACCCUCUGUCGGUCACUUUCGGACGUGCGCGACAUCGGUAUGAAGCUGUAUGCAAACCAUGCGUCAUUGUGCGGCACACCCAUACGGAGCGCAUUGCGAGCAUUGCUUUGGUCCCCGAUCAGAAUGUUGGUGUCGCACUUUCUUUCUUCGUUUAGGUUCCAGCGGCAUGGACAGUACCAUUUUCACUAUACCUGCGCAUAGCAUAGAUGGCAUUUACGCGUCUCAUAAAUGUUAGUGAAGAUAAUGAGA